GGAGGUGGAGGAGGGAGGGAGGAGGGAGGGGCUGGUCAUGGUGAUCAUGGCGAUGGCGGGGCGUAAAAAUUUGUGAUAGCAUCAUCGUGUAUCCGGCGGGGCAAUGGGUGGUUCGGCCGGCCGGUUUUAGGUGGUUCUUGCCCAUUCGUACGGGUACGAUACGGUACGCUGUGUUGGGAAUGAUGUGUAAUGUACAAGUAUUUUGCUUUUCCCCAUCUCCUGCGGUACACAUUUUGGCAUGAUGGGAGGCACGGUGGCCAGUGAGUGGUGGUUGAUAUGAUACGAUACGAUGGAAGGUGGUGUGUGGGAUGAUGUUUUGUGAUAUUAGAUCUGUACCCUCCCGUGAUUCACAUCUUCACAACCACGCGGCGACCGGUACCGUAUGGGAUGGCUUUAUUCCCUCGGCCAGGUUGGUUGAGAAUCGUACCGGGGAGCAAGGGUACCUGCGCGGCUAUCUUUCGAGGAACCCUUUUUCUUCUUCCUCUCCUUCUCCGAGUUGUUGCUGAACCUUGGAAUGUGGUGAUCCGGAUUGAGGAGAAAAGGAACAUGUCACUUUUUCUUCUUCCUUUCUUUUCUUUCCCUUCCUUCCACCUCGGGAGUACAUCUCGAGUAUCAUAGAACGGCCGAGGUCCCGUUUCCUACCCUGCUAUCUUGUUCGUAUCUUACUAUUGGGACAGAUGAAUUGGUAAUCAACUUCAAUAUCGUAAUCAACUAUUCUACCAUCAUUGUCAGCAUCCUUCCACUUUUUCUCCCCCCCGUCCAGGGCCCCCUUUGCUUUCUCUCUCAGACAUCCCCUCUCCACUGCGGAUAGCGGUGUCGGUCGGCUUCCUACACAUCGCUCUCUGGCAAUUUUUGGUUCGUUGGUUUUAGAUUUAAACGGUCCUCCAUUCAAUAGUUUACUCGAGGGACCUGCCGCAUCCAGGACCACAGGAGAGAAGGAAAAAGGAAAUAGGGUGGCAUUAUUCCCAAACGGUCUGGACCUUUCCUUCCCCCCCCCCCUCUCCCGUUCCCGCGACAACCGUUGGACAAGGAAAGGCUUAUCUCUUCCAAUCGAUAAGCAAGACCUUUCGUCACUGCUCGUAAAGGCUAGAGGAUAGGGGGGAAAAAAAAAAAGAAAAAGGUUGGAGGAAUUUAAUCCCUGGCCAGAAUUGUUGCAUUUCAAACCCAUCUUCCUCGUCUUUCAUCAAUCACCCCCCCGUAUAACCUCUCCGGCUUCUGGGGUUCCCCUUUUCGUGCUUUUCGUUAACUUAGAGUAGAGCGUGACACCUCCCCCCCCUGGUGCCCCCCCCUCCAGUCUGGGAUAGGAAAAGAAUAGACGGAAAGGGAAAGACGCUCCUUCUUGUUUGUCCUGUCCGUCUGCUUCGAGGGCAGUCCGAAUAAACACGCCCACCGUUAUACGUAAGCAAUGGGUCUUUUGUAAGUAUGGCUUGAUCCUUGUUUUAGGACAAAAGUGGAGACUACCCGCCCUUCCUUGAGCUUACUGCAUUUCCCUUUUGGAAAGGAUAUUGUGUGAAUCCUUUGCUGACGGGGCCAAUUACUGGGUUUUGCAGAGCACUUGGAACGCCUCUCCCCUGGGAUGAAGCGAGGAAACAUGCGGACCAGGUCCGGGACCUGGGAAUCAAGGCAUUAAGCCGAGUCCAUGUGGGCGGCCGGGUUACUGUAUGCUGACAGGUGCACUACAGCAACUUCUUCAGAUAUGGAACAAAUAUAGGAAGAAUGAGAGGGAUGUUCUCCUAUGGGGUGACGAGGUUUGUUGUGCAUUGCAUGCAUCACACUGUGCCGGCACGUCUAACGAUGCUAGAUCGAAUAUCUCGUUGUUGCCUAUGACGAGGAAACCAAGAACGCCUGCCUUUCCCUUAGACAAGCCGAGAUUCUCGCGGAAUUGGCAAAGGACGAGAACCUACGGAAGGCUGGAGGAGGUGUGCCAGAUGUCCAGGAGCCGGCAGAGUGGGUCUAGACCCUCCGGGUUGCACGAGCGGUAGUAUUGAUUUUAUAGUAUUUCCGAGCCGCUCCCCACUUUCCACCCCGAAUUCGGGCGAUUCAUGUUGGAAGCCACGCCAGGGGCUCCAUUCGGUUUGACAUGGAAGGAUUUGCUGGCCGUUGAGGGGAAUAUGAAGCUCAGGUGCGCCUUCGUCGUCGCUCAUUAGGGGAGGGGAUUAUUGAUGAGCUGUUUCUUCCCCACAGGAGGGCUAUAGCCAAGGAGCACAUGGCCGAAAAUGAGGCCCCCAUAACGUUAACCUCUUUCCCCAUGCUGGGAACUAAAGGGGUCUUCACGCAGCCGUACUACCCGUCCACGGGGUCUCAGUCUAGGAGUCAAUUUAUCCCUGAUGAGGCAAUUAAUCCUCAUAUUCGCUUCCCGACCCUUGCGGCCAACAUCAGGUCUAGACGUGGCAUGAAAGUAGCCAUCAAUAUGCCCGUUUUCUAUGAUGAGAAUACUCCCCGCCCGUUUAAUGACCCAACUAUAGACUACGAUAGGCGUCUCUACCCCGAGGACGACGAUGUUAGAAACGGGGCUGCGAAGGAGGGGCAUAUUUACAUGGAUGCCAUGGGUUUCGGAAUGGGAUGUUGUUGUUUACAGAUCACGUUCCAGGCCAAAAAUAUCACCGAGGCUAGGCAGUUGUAUGACCAAUUGUGCCCUCUGGGGCCCGUAAUGUUGGCCUUGACUGCUGCGUCUCCGAUAUUCAAGGGAUUUCUGGCCGAUGUCGACGUGCGUUGGAAUGUGAUCUCUGGGGCAGUUGAUGAUCGUACGGAGGAAGAGAAGGGUUUGAAGGUCAGCCUACUCAGGAUUUAUCCAAUAGGAGAUUGCCGGAGAACCCCAUCCACAGCUAACUCGAUAAUAGCCCCAGAAGCAUAGCCGCUACGUGAUACCAAAAUCACGCUACGAUUCUGUGUCGACUUAUAUAUCACAGGACCCUGCACUGCGUUCGGAAUACAACGAUCUGGAUCUAGUGAUCGAUAAAGAUAUCGAGCAGAGGCUUGUGGGUAACGGUUCGAGACCCCCCCCCUGUAUGAAUGUGGGUGAGGUGAAUGUCGGUUCCAGUGGAAGCUUACAUCACAGGUGUCUAGGCAUGGAUGAACGCCUUGCAACUCACUUUGCUCAUCUGUUCAUUCGGGACCCCUUAGUCAUCUUCCAAGAGACGCUGAACGAGUCCCCUGAUGACAAGGCAGAUCAUUUCGAGGUUAGUAUGCGUGCAUCCCCCACACUUCAUGGGCUGCAUUCCUUGGCUAACAGUUGGCCUGGAAGAACAUCCAAUCCACAAACUGGCAGCAUAUGCGUUUCAAGCCUCCCCCACCCGGUGGGGGCAUCGGGUGGCGGGUAGAGUUCCGGAGUAUGGAAAUUCAAGUGACUGACCACGAGAAUGCUGCCUUUGCGAUAUUCAUUGUGCUGCUCACUCGCGCGAUUCUCUCCUAUGGAUUGAAUUUCUACAUUCCGAUAUCGAAGGUGGAGAGCCCCCAUACUUGUUGAGAAGCGGCGGGAAGCCGCACAAUCCGAUCGCUAAUCCCGAGCGCCAAUCCAAUUGUAGGUUGACGAGAAUAUGGCGACAGCGCAUCGCCGAGAUGCAGUCUUGACGGAGAAAUUCUGGUUCCGCAAGAACCUAUUCCCACCGCGCAAGCCAGUCACCAAUGGCUCUCAGACUCCCGCUCCAUCAUGUCCGGGGACGCCACCGCCUGUGGAGGACGAGUAUACACUGAUGACCAUCGACGAGAUCAUGAAUGGACGGCAGGAUGAGUUUGUUGGCCUGAUUCCGCUGAUAGAAAGUUACUUGAACACGGUCAACGUUGAUGUUGUUACCCGGUGCGAAUUGGCCGGAUAUCUGAGUUUGGUCUCGAAACGGGCGAGUGGAGAACUGCAGACCGGCGCAACUUGGAUAAGGGAAUUUGUGCGCAAUCACCCGGAUUACAAGAAGGACAGUGCCGUGAGCCAGGGCAUUAACUAUGAUUUGAUAAAAACAGUGGAGGCUUUGGGGAACGGGCAGGGGCGUGAAGCAGGAUUAGGCGAUAAGUUGUUGGGAAAACCCAAUUAACUUGCGUGAUUGCGAAUUAUGGAGCCGAUCUGUCCAAGUCCAUGCUGUUUUCGGGAGAUCGUGAGAACAUGCACUCUUUUUUUCCUGCUAUUUUCUUCACGUCUCUUACGAGCUUUCGUUGCUUUUUUGUAGAAUAGAUUCCCACACUACCCUCCCGGUAGCUUUCCCUCUCUUCCAACAUCCUUUCCUUGCCCCGUACGGUUACAAAACUUGUGGAGGGUUCCGCAGUUUCCUAGGUAGGCGGAACGAGCGCUUGCUAUAUCCUAAUUCAUUCAUUCGCUCAUACAAGUACCGUUCUGUAUCAUACCCUGAUUAGAAAAAAGUGCCCUGAGGUAAUAACGAAAU
Tuber aestivum (summer truffle) is the source of this 4370-nucleotide messenger RNA. The record is from the annotation of a GenBank genome assembly. NCBI's taxonomy places the organism in Eukaryota, Fungi, Ascomycota, Pezizomycetes, Pezizales, Tuberaceae.